AGCCACCAACUCGUCGUUGGCCAGAGAAGUGGAGCCGCCAGCUGGCCAGAGCGAGCAUUCGGCUCGCAUAGCCGCACACUGCCACGCCCCGUUCCAAGCUGAGCGCAUCCAAUACUGGCUAAGAUUUAAAAAUGAAGAGAAAAACUAUGAGUAUGCAUAGUUUUUAUGCAAGCAGUUCAAUUACCCCUCCCCAAAGGCCUGCUCCUCCCCCUACCGAUGUCGAACCUGAACUUGAACCAACUAAUGUGACUGCAAAUCCCCUCCCCUUAAUUGUUGUGGGCACAAUCCCUCCUCCUGAACGCCCAAAUGAAUCCCCAAAUGUUGAGAUGAAUCAUACCACAAUUGAUGAGAGUACAAACCAACCAAGGCAACCUAUACCAGAAUUUCAUCCAAGUCAAAUUAUUUCAGAUCCAGGACUUCGAAUACCAAUAGAAGAUUAUGCUCCUGAAAUUAGAAGUGAUGUGAGACGAGCUUAUUUGUUGAAAGGGAGAAACAAAGCUAUUGGGCAUAAUUUUGAAAAGACAAAGGAUGGUAGAAUUUGGAGAUCCUUUCAACCUGCGUGGUUUGAUACGUAUGAUUGGUUGGAAUAUAGUGUGGAAAAGGAGGCCGCUUUUUGCUUCCAUUGCUUUCUUUUCAAGAAACCAUCACAAGCCAUUAGAUUUGGAAAUGAUGUUUUCACAAAAGAUGGUUACACUCGUUGGAAAACAGCCCUAAGUAAUUUCAGGAAGCAUGUUGGUGGUCCAUCUAGUUACCACAACAUUGCUAAGGGAGAUUGUGAUGAUUUCAACAAUCAGAGAGCAAGUGUGGCUACCCAAUUCCGUGUGUACAGCAAGGAGUCUGAGAUAUCUUAUAAAAUCCGCCUAACUGCAUCAUUGGAUUGUGCAAGGUAUCUCAUAGCACAAGGUGAAGCUUUUCGUGGGCAUGACGAAUCCUCCACUUCCAUCAACAAGGGCAAUUUCAGAGAGUUAUUGGACUGGUAUAAGGACAAGAAAGAAGAUGUGAAGGAGGCAUUUGAUAAGGGGCCAGGAAACGCACAAAUGAUUUGUUCCGACAUCCAGAAGGACCUUGCUACAGCUUGUGCAAUGGAGGUAACCAAAGUUAUUAAGAAUGACAUUGGAGAUAAGAAUUUCUCAAUACUUAUUGAUGAAGCUAGAGAUUGCUCAAUAAAGGAGCAAAUGGCGGUGAUUGUCAGAUUUCUAGAUGAUCAUGGAGUGCUUCAAGAGCGAUUUCUUGCAAUUAAGCACAUCACAGAUUGUACAUCUGCUGGAAUUAAAAAAGCUUUGGUUGAUGUGUUGGAAUAUCAUGGUUUGUCAACUUCUAGGCUACGUGGUCAGGGUUAUGAUGGUGCUUCCAAUAUGAGAGGGGAAUUCAACGGUUUGCAAAAACUGGUUAGAGAUGAAGCUCCGUAUGCAUUUUAUGUUCAUUGCUUUGCUCACCAGUUACAGUUGGUGGUUGUCAAUGUGGCUCAAUGUAGUCCUGCUAUUGCUGAUUUCUUCAACUAUAUUCCGUUGAUAGUUACUCAAGUGUGUUCAUCUUGCAAAAGGAAGGAUGCAUUACUUGCCAAACAUCAAGAUGAGUUGUUAGAUUUGAUGGAGAAUGGAAAGAUCACAGCCGGAACCGGGCUGCAUCAAGAAUCUAACAUAACAAGGCCAGGAGAUACUCGUUGGGGCUCACAUCUCAAAACUUUGCUUCGUAUAUUCACAAUGUGGAAUGCUGUGGUGGAGGUGCUAGGAAUUGUUGUGGUUGAUGCCCGAGAACACACAUGUCAAGGUGGAGCUAGAGGUUUGCUUAAAAACAUGGAAUGCUUUGAAUUUGUGUUCAUCAUGUUGUUCUUAAUAAACUUGUUGAGCAACACAAAUCAUCUAUCCCAAGCUUUGCAAAGAAAGAAUCAAAACAUUGUUGAAGCCAUGCGUUUGAUCUUGGAUGUGAAAGAAAGCUUGCAGAGCAUGAGGGACAAUGGGUGGGAGUCUUUAUUCUGCCAAGCCAAGAACUUUUGUGAAACACAUGGUAUUGAUGUGCCAAACAUGGAUGAUCUUGUUGGAGCUAUGGGUCAAUCUGUUCGCACUAAGAAUAAGGUGACUCGACUUCAUUAUUACAAGGUUAGCAUAUUCAAUGUUGCCAUUGAUGCAACUAUCACUGAGAUGAAUCACCGAUUCAAUGAAGUUUCCACCGAGUUAUUGGAUUGUAUGUCUUGUCUUAAUCCAGCAAACAACUUCUCAAAGUUUAACGUUGACAAACUUAUUUGGCUUGCUGAAAUUUAUGAUGAGGACUUCACAGAAGCUGAUCGGUUAAUGCUAGGAGUAGACCUCCCAAGAUUUCUUAUGAACAUUAGGAGAAGUGAGGAGUUUAAUGGAUGUCGGGAUGUGUCCACACUUGCUCGGUUGAUGGUUGAAACAAUGAAACACACAUCUUUCCAGUUGGUAUAUCGCCUCAUUGAGUUGACACUUAUUCUUCCUGUGGCCACUUCAUCCGUUGAGAGAAUAUUUUCAGCAAUGAAGAUAAUCAAGACAGAUUUGCGCAACAAACUAUCAGAUGAUUGGCUAAAUGAUUUGAUGGUGUGCUACUGCGAGAAAGAGAUAUUUAGAAGCAUUCCUGAUGACCAAAUCAUGAUACAAUUCCAGAAAAUGAGGGAUCGGAAAGGACAUUUGCCACAUGAGUUUCAUGUGAUUUCUUAGAGAUGGCUUGUAGGAGGUGCCUUACGCAUACAUUUCUAUAUUUUGGUGUGAAGGUGUUCUAUAACUACAGUACUAGUUAGUAAGAGCAACAUUUCAUUGUCCUUUUGUUGUUACUUCUCUUGUACUUUGAUACCUUGUGUAUGAAUUGUAUUAACAUUUCUAGUAUGGUUAAACAUGUUA
This is a messenger RNA of Triticum urartu, 2855 nucleotides long. RefSeq lists its product as uncharacterized. Lineage: Eukaryota; Viridiplantae; Streptophyta; Magnoliopsida; Poales; Poaceae. The record is from RefSeq and is a predicted model, not a curated record.